AUGCACAAAUCCAGAAUGUACAGCCAGUGUGUCAAGAUGCAGCAUCUCUCCCAAGAGUUUGGAUGGCUUCAAAUCACUCUCCAAGAAUUCCUCUGCAUGAAAGUUCUGCUCCUCUUCAGUAUUAGUAAGACACAUUUUUUCAUAGGUGCCUUUUUAUUUCCUUCUCUCUUUCUUUCAAAAAAGAAUCAUAGAGUUGUAGGUACCUCCCAAGGGUCAUCUAGUCCUACUCCUUGCAGUGCAGGAAUCAUAACUAAAGAAUCCCUGACAGAUGGCCAGAGAUACAUAGCAGAAGUUUGCUGUACUGAUGGUUGGGCAUGGCUUGCCUUUCUUAAAGAACUGCAUCUUAGACAUGCACAGAGUAUUUUAGUAAACUAUUAUUAUUAUAUUAAUUGAUAUUUAUAUAUUGCAAUUAUUCCCCAUAUUCUUCUCCAAGGAGUUCAUGGUGGUGUAUGUGGCUCUCCUCCUCAUUUAAUCCCCACAACAACCCAGUGAGGUAGGCUACGCUGAGAGGUAGUUACCGGCCCCCAACACCACCCAGUGAGCUUCAUGGACAAGCAGGGAUUUAAACUUUCUCCCAGCUCCUAGUCUGGGACUGUAGCCACCACAUUACCCUUACUCUAACUACUGCUACCACUACUGUUAUUGCCACCACCAUUAUGAUCAUCCCAAAGUGAGGAGCUCUGCAGUCACAAGAAUCAUGUCUGACCUUAGCGUAGGAGUCUGAAGAUGAUACUCUUUCUCCCACUGAAGGGAGAGGGCCAUGGUACAUGUGUGUGUGUGUGUGUUCAUGUGCAUCUGUUCACUUUUUCUCUUCUUGCUUUCUCUCUUUUCCUCCUUUGCACCUACAGUUGCAUCCCAUCUUGCACAUGAUUAACUUACACAAUUUCAACCUUGUGCAGUUUUGAAAACUGGGUGGUUGAAAUCCCACAAAUUAAAUGCACACAAGGUGGAGAACUUAGAGAGCUUAAAAGCUCCUUUUGCAUCAGGUUUUCCCAGCACGGAAAGCGAUUUUAAGCUCUCAAGACUUACUUACUGGGCUCUGGGAUGCUCUCACAAGAUCUUGCUGGAAUUUGGACAGCCCUGAGAGAUUUUACGAGACCCUCCCAGAACUCUGUAAGCAAGGUGGAGAACUUAAAAGCUCUCCACCUUGCUGGGGUGGGUGGGUCACAAGGCACACUUGGUGCACAACUCCAGAAAGGUAAGGAUGUUCUCACUGGGGCAGUUCCAAGAGGGUGUUUCAAGUGGACAUGUUUUUGCAUAUAGGCGCCAUCCUAGAAAGUGACCAACACACAAGACACGGUCACACUGUACACUGGUUGUUAUUCCUCUCUUUCUCCAUGCACCAGUUCCAGUGGAUGGGUUGAAGAAUCAGAAGUUUUUUGAUGAACUUCGGAUGAGCUACAUCAAGGAACUUGAUCGCAUCAUUGCUUGCAAGAGGAAGAACCCUACCUCCUGCUCCCGGCGUUUCUACCAGCUCACCAAGCUCCUAGACUCUGUGCAGCCUGUAAGUAAGAGGAGGAGAAGGGAAGAGAAAGAGGGUUGGCCACACACAUGGCAAGAGGGUUGUUAAUCUUUUCACCUAAACUCUACAGAAUCUGCUACAGUGGAACCUCUCGGAACGAACUUAAUCCGUUCCGGCGGUCCGUCCCUACCCUGAAGCUGGUCGCAUGUACUGGCGCCGCUUCUGCGCAUGCAGCGAUCACCCGCUUCUGUGCAUGCGUGAAUGGCGAUCGCUGCUCCUGCGCAUGUGCAGACCACGGCAAACCCGCCAGUUACUUCUGGGUUUGCCACGGACGUUCGGCGAAAUGGACGCAAGCGGAGGCGGACAUAAGUAGAGGUUUGACUGUACUGAACUUGGGAGAACACCAGAAAUACCAGAAAACUUGUAAAAAUGAGCGCUGGAAGCAGAUCACUGUGACAUCACAGCCCUUUCCUCCAAGAGGGAACUGUGCUGUCAAAGAGAUGAAUGCUUGCAAGUGCUCUAUAUGCAAGUGUUCUGAAUGGAGUGAGGUUUUUAUUCUUGCUGAUUACCCAAUAGGAACAACCAACUUUUGAAUUUAUUAGGAUUCUACUGUACAUCUGUUUCCUCCCACCCCAAAAUGUAGCCACAUAGCUUCCCACAGAAAACAAGAAAGAAAAAAUUCACACAGGCUGCCUUUUGCACUAAAUAGGUCUGGGCGAUGUAUUGAUACAUUGCCCAGGACUGGUAUGAGGGGCAGACCGUGAUGGUGGCUUCACUCGGCAGCAUUUUAACCAGUAUUUUAAAUUGUCCCCCCCCCCCAUUAUGUUUUUACUGCAAUUUUAUUGGUGUUAGCCGCCCUUAGCCCAGCUCUGGCCAGGGAGGGCGGGGCAUAAAUAAAUAAAUAAAAUUUGUUGUAGUAGUUGUUAUUAUUAUUAUUAUUAUUAUUAUUAUUAUUAUAUUGUGAGUGAAAUCGCUGUCACCCUUGACUGGUAGCAGGGGGACUCAGGAGUGGCAGCAGUUUCACCAGAAAAACACUCCUGAGUGAAGCCGCCAUACCACUCUGUACCAGCGCAGAGGAAGAAACAAGCUGCAUCGGUGAGGCGCUUAUACAGCUUCUUCCUCCCUCCACUUUUUAAAACUGCUUGGCUGAGGAGCGCAUUGGCUGCCCUUGCCUCAGCUAACCAGUUUUACAGAGCCCCCGCUCCACCAACAGCUCGCACAAGCCAGUGGUGGGGUGGGGACUCCGUGAAAAUGCUCCUGAGGGGUGCGCAGUUGCCACUCCCAUCAGCUGAGCAGUUUACCCAGUCCACUGCUGACUCGUUAAAGUGCUCCCCCCCCCUUCUCCCGUUAUCCUGUCUCUCCAGUCUGAACCUGCCUGCUGCAAGGGAUGGUUGGGUCUUUGUGUCUCUCUCUGUGUAAGAGAGAAACACUUGCUUGAGUGCUUGUUUUGUGUGGAUUUUCCCUUUGUCUAGUCCUCUCCAUCCAGUUUGCUAGAUCAUCUUUCUGAGUGAGCUUUUUCACUGAGUUUUCCUGUUGGCUCCCUCCCCCCAGCUUCUUCAUUUCUAUUUCAUUCUCUUCCUGUUUCUCCCCUCCCCACUAUUGUCUGGGGAAGGGAAGAGUAUAGGUGGCAGCUGGAUUCUGCCCUGACUGCUGAGCAGGCACAGGAGGAGCCCACAGAGGUGAUAGGGGCAGGAGCUUGUGGGGUGGCCUCUGGGGAGCUGGCUGAAUUGGGGUCCUCCCAGUCCAACCCAGACAAGAAAGAGAGGGAGCUCUCAGAAGAGGGAGUGACUGAGGUUAAGACCCAACCCAGGGUGUUUUCUUCUGAGGUUUUUCUGCCUUUAUUAAAAAGGAUUCUUGGGUGCUGCAAUUGCCAAAGGAAGAGACAGCCCCUCCUGAUUCUCCUGCAGGGCCCUUGAAAACAACCAAAGCUCUUCCUGCUGCGAUGGCAAACCUGCCUCUGUUUCCUUCCCCUAGGCCUUUGAGGAACCUUGUGAUGUGGAAUGGGGAACCCCCAAAAGAGCUUAGGCUCCUUGCAAAUGGGGAAAGAAACAUUAUAUUGUAUCUUUCCAGAUAAGUUUAGGAAUCACCUCAAACGUCCAGUGAUUUAGUGGUGUGCAGUGAAAUUUUUCGUAGGGGAAUAGUUAGGGCUGUAUGUAGAGUUGGGAACACCAAGGGUCAUCUAGUCCAAUAGCCUGCAAGGCAGGAAUCUCCACUCAAGCACCCCUGGCACAUGCCUUAAAACCUUCAGUGAAGGAGAGUCCACAGCCUCCCAAGGAAGUUCAUUCCCCAGCCAUUCAAUUUGCCAGUUCCUAGCAGCUUGGGGGGGGGGGAGAAGAAAAGUAUGGCUUUUUUAUAAUAAAAAAAAGACAACCCCAGGCAGAAGGGUGGAUUCCCCCCCAUUAAAAAACCAUUUUUAACACGCACACCCUUUCUUCCUCAUCUCCCUUUCUAUGAUUGUGUUGUUCUUGGUUGUUGCAUGUUGCUGCUGAUCCUUCAGGUUCUGGCAGAUGGUGGCUGGGAAUUUAUUUUAUUAAAACACCAUGUUUUCAAAACGCACACACACACACAGUGGCUGAAGGAGAGGAGGGAAGAAGUGAAAUAUUAAGGUUGCAGGGAUCUUGUCCCCCACCCCCACCCCAUAAGCACUUCAGGCUUUCCAACUGCUCUUCCUUAAAAAACAAAGCAGAAGAGGCUGCAGUUCUGCUUCAAGCAGCCACUUCCUGCUCAUGCAUGUGUAUUGCUCUGCAGGUUGGUGCAGUUUUGCAGCCUUUAUGGAGGUAAUGAGAGAGAGAGAGAGAGAGAGAGAGAGAGAGAGAGAGAGAGGGAGAUGCAUGCACAGAGCCUGGAGACACUGGCUAAGCAGGUGCAUGGGAAGUACCUGCUGGGAAGAUUAAGGGGCAUAGGCUAGUCUCACUAGUCCAUGGACUGCACACCACUGCAGUGAUUGAUCCACUAUGACAGCCUUGGAGCUCCCUUCAGAACGUGAAGGGGUCCCAGGUAUAUGUAUGUGAGAAACAGUUGGAAAUAGCCCUGAAGCCUGUGUUCAAGGCCAAUGCUUUCACCUUUUAGGCUUCUGCCACCUUCUCUAUGUUCUCAAGAGCUGUGUUUAUGUGAGCUGUAGAGAUGGGAUCACAUGCAGACAUUCCCAUGUUUAUUAAGGAUACCUUGAAAAAUAUGGCCUGUGCUUUGGCAUUGGCUGCAUACUCUUCCAUGGACACUCUGCAAUUAAUGCAUGGUCCUUAGCUACUUCCACAAUAGCCUGCAGGACUAUCUGGUUCCGACAGUGGCAUGUUGACACCGUGUCACAAUCCUGUGUGAUCUCAUUACCUUUUUGGGGGGGGGGUCCAAGCUCUUUGGGCAAUCUCUGGAACCUCACCUGGUGGAGACUAAGAAUAAGAAGAAGGCCCUACCUUCGUCCAACAAGUCUGAGAAAAAGUGGUGCCAGAUUCAGUUUUUUCAACAAUUCCCCAAGUCUCAACCCUUCUCUUCCAUUUGGAACAGAGGGGUAGGCAGGAUAGGGGUGCUACUUGCCCCUCCUCUUUCAGAUCAGGAGAGUCUUCCUCUGCACCCUCAAGCCCCCCCCCCCCGACUUGGCCUCUAGUCCAUCUGCUUCCCCAGUGGGUACAAGGCUACCAGCCUUUGUUCACCGGUGGAGGAAAGUGACCAUGGACAAGUGGGAGCUGGAGAUAGUAUUGAAGGGUUAUGCUCUUGAGUUUGCUUCUCAUCCUUGAGACAUCUUCAUCCCCACUUCUCACUUAAGGCAUCAAGAGAAAAAUCAGAUAUUCCUACUGGCAAUAGGUCAUUUCUUGAUAAUAGGGCAAUUGAACCAGCGGGCCACUCACAGAGCAAGUCAGGGGUUUAUUCAGUCUUGUUUCCUGAAAAAACGCUUCAAAUGGAAACCCUUCAAGCCAUUGUCUUGGCUCUCAAGAAGGCAGAUUGUAUGACCUCUCUGAGGCUUAUAUUUAUAUACCAAUCAGGAAGGCUCACCACCUCUCCCUGAAAGUAGGUACCAAGGUACUGGUGGCUCUUGUGGUAUUCUUCAGAGCAAAGGGAAUCUGUCUCCACCCUCACCUGGACGAUAUCCUGGUGAGGGCUCCCUCUCAGGAACUCUGUCAUCAGGCCAUGGAUCUUACGUCUUCUGGCUGGAUUGGCUUGGGUUUGUUGUGAACAGUGAGGAAAGCUGUUGAUUCCCUCCCUGUCCAUCAAGGUGAUACUUGACAUGCAGUCUUUCAGGAUGUCUCUCAGGUGUGGAGCUCAUCCCUCACUUCCUUGUUAUAUCAGGCGGUCUCUUGCCACAAAUUGUUGGAAUCUCCACUCUACCAAGCUACUCCUCCGGUCGAGUCCUGCGGAAUCGCCUCCGACGAUAAUUAAUGACCUGAGCCUUUGAUAAGCCUCCAGGCACGUUUCCCAUUCAGCAGAGUUUCAAAGCAGCAGAAGUGACGAGAUUUAUGAGCUACAUUGCAAAGAGUUUUAUACGCAGACAGAAAAGAAAUCAUCCUCUCUCUGUGAAAGACAGAGAUCAACUGGAACACAAAGGAACAGGAAACCAGUAACAUCACAUCCGUCUCCUGUCUUCCGUGAGACUUCCAACAGUCUGGAAUCCCUGGAAUGUAAACAGAGUCUUGUGACUCCAAGCAACUGCACAGUGGCACAAACAGAAACCAACAUCCUCCCCCUUUCUGUGAACACCACUGGGCAGCGUGUCAGUACAAUCUCAGUACAAACCCAAUUUCUGUACAUAGGUACAGUGUUGAUACUUCGGAACAACCUUGGACAAUAAAUCAGCAGGAAUUUCAUUACCUGGCAUGUAGGACACCGUUACAAGUCCUUUCUGAACACAUUCUCUAGCAUGUUGCAGCUUCAAUUGCAAGUGCUUCGUGCUUUGCUUACAACUUUCAGAAGUCAGCAAAGCCAAACAUGCUUUGUUGUCCUGAUAAACCUGGAUUGGACAUUUGACAGGAAUUUUCAUGUCUUUACACAAUUGUAACAACCAUUCACAAUCCACAAGUGAAUAAGACAGUGCAUUCAGUUCAGCUUCACAAGAACUUAAGCUUCCUAUAGUUUGCUUCUUGCACGACCAAUCAAAUAGACCCUGGUUGUACAUGUAGCAAACUCCAGACGUGCUUUUCCUGUCUGUAGUGUCAUUUCCAAAACUUGCAUCAGCAAAUAUCUCAAGACCGCCAGACUUCUGAUUGUUAAAUCUCAGUCUGUAGUGCAUAGUGCCUUUCAAAUAGCGUGCUAUGCGUUUCAGAGCUUUCCAAUCCCUACCAGUAGGAUUGUUGACAUGUCUGCUUAGCAAAUUCGUGCUAACUGCAAUGUCCGGUCUUGAACAUCUGGCAAUGAAGUUUAGUUUGCCUAGCACACUUCUGUACAGUGUAGUGUCAGAAAAUGCUUCUUCAGUAUCAUCUACCUGAUAACCUGUUGUCAUUGGUGUGUCUACAGGGUUAGCAUCCAUCAGGUUCAGUUUGGGUCUGUGACUGGUGACUGGUUAGCAUCCAUCAGGUUCAGCAAUUUUCUGUGACUGGUGUACUAAAUUAUUACCAUCUUGGUCUCUCUCUAUUUCCAGAGAUAGGUAGUUGGAUACCUCACCAAGAUCUUUCAUGUUUCAGCUGAGCUAGGGUGUUAUUGUACAUUUUGACUUCCUUCCGAAAGAAAAGAAUAUCAUCAACAUAAAAUAACCAAUACAGCUUCUUUUGCCCUUCCUCUUUGACAAAUACACAUGGAUCAGCUUUAAAUUGCUGAAAACCUAGAGAAAACAACACUUCAGUGAGUUUGGAGUGCCAGUAUCGUGCACUUUGCUUGAGACUGUAUAGGGACUUCUUCAGAGAACAAACAAAUCCCUGUUUUACCUGUACGCCAUCAGGUGGAAGCAUAUAAAGUGAUUCACCUAAGGUUCCGUACAAAAAUGCUGUAUUCACAUUGUGAUGAGAAAUGUGUAGAUUCUCUUCUGCAGCAAGUUUGAGCAUAAGCCUAAUGCUCUCAUAUCUCACGGUGGGUGAGUAGGUCUCGUGAUAGUCUUCUCCUGGUACCUGUGAAAAACCUCUGGCUACCAGUCUGGCUUUGUGUCUGACUACCUUGCCAUUUUGGUCUGUCUUUACUUUGAAUACCCAUUUGCUGUCAAGCAGUUUCAUCCCUGGAACUCUCGGAACUAGCUCCCAUGUUUUGUUCCUCUCUAAGGAAUCAAGCUCAGCCUUCAUAGCAGUUAACCAUGGCUCAGCAUCCUUUGAGUCCAAAGCCUGGAUCUCUUGGAAGUUUGAAGGUUCAAAUACCUUCCUGGAGCUAUUAACAGCAGUUACAGCUUUAGCUGCUUUAGCAAAUUCAUCAGCAAAUCUCUUUGGAGGUCUUCCUUUUGUGGCUCUUUCAGACCUGCGAAUCAGACGUAAGUCUUCAGUGCUUUCCUCUUCUUUCUUAGGAGAAAAGUGGCCUAUAGUGAACAGUGGUUGCUCCAAUUCUCGAUCAGAGCCUUCAGAGGGUCGCAGAGAGGCUUUAGCACUCUUGAAAUCCUCUGAAUCAUCUGAUUCAUAUUCAGAAUCAGAACCUUCAUCAGUGGGUGUGGGGUUUUGCUGCUGUUUAUCCUCAGACUCUUCACUGUCAUCAGGAUAACAUUGGAAAAUUCCCACAUUCUACCCCCACUUGGCAUUGUACUUAACACUUCUAGUGAGCCUAACUGUAUUAGUGUCAGUCAUCAUUACUCUGUAAGAACCUUUCUGAUAUCCUAGAAAGAUACCAUGCAAACCACGUUUGCCUAACUUGGAGCUUUGUGGUGUGUGAACCCACAUGUCAGAACCAAAACUUCUCAUGUGCUUGAUGUAUGGUUUCUUGCCAAACAUCUUUUCAUAGGGGGUACAACCAAUUGGUGAUGACAAUCUGCGAUUAAAAGAAUAAACAAAACAGCCAAGCACUUCUGCCCAAUAACUCUCUGGAAGAUUGGCAUCAUGCAGCAAGGUUUUCAAGCCUUGAAGCAAUGUUUGGCUUGCCCUUUCACAAAGUCCAUUCAUCCAAGGAGACCGUGGACUUGACAAAUCAUGUUGAAUUCUUUUCUCAGUCAGAAAAGCUUCAAACUGCUGAGAAGUGAAUUCUCCCCCGCGAUCGUAAAUAAACAUCUCACUUUUCUAUCAUGCACAUUUUUCAACCAAGCAUAGAAUUCCUUGAACCUAGGAAACACUUCUGAUUUCUGCUUGAGAUUGAACACAUGAAUAUACCUGGAAAAUGAAUCAAUGAGAACCAUAAAGUACCUGACUCCACCCAAAGAGGGUGCUAGUGGACCAACGAGAUCAGCAUGCACUACCUGAUAUGGUUCUGUAGCUUGUCUACUAGAUACCUUACCUUUAGCAGCCAUUUUGACCUUGUUUGCUGUGCAUGCCUUACACUUCAUGUGGUACCUGCAGGGUUUAAUAGUCAUACCUUCAACUAAGGCAGGUAUUUUGGAAACUGCCUCAAAGUUUAAAUGACCAAAUUUCCUGUGAUAAUCAUGAAUACAUCCUGCAUGCAAAACGUUGUUAGUAUCUGCAAUACAACAAGUUUCCUCCUGCACAUCAACAGAAUCAUCAUAAUGCAAUACAAAUAAAUGAUCAAUAUAAUCAGCAUGCAAUACAAAGUCAUCUUUCUUGGUGAUGGUGCACUUCCUCUUCUUGAAGGAAACGUCUAUGUCCUGUUCAGUCAGCUGUGAGAUGCUCAAUAGGUUGUGUGCAGCAUCUGGAACAAAAAGAACAUUGUGUGUUGAUGCAUCCAAGCUGUGAAGCACAACUGUUCCAUAGCCUAGACUGGAGAUCGUGCGGUCAUCCACUUGGUGAAUCGCACCUUCCUGUUGAGUAAAGGACACGAACAGGUGUUUGCAGACAUGCCAAGUGGCUCCCGAGUCGAUGAUGAAGAAAGAUCUAGACGCCUUCUGGACCUUUGGAGUGUAGCAUGAGACCAUAGCUGUGUGUUGCGUUGUCCUGGACUUCUGACCUUUGCCUUUUCCAUUUAUUGAGCUUUCGCUGCACUGCUCUGUUGCCUUGGGAUGUUUACAAUCCCUUUUCAUGUGGCCUAGACAUCCACACGAGUAGCAUUUCACUGCCUUCAAAGCUUUGGCGCCAUCUAGUGGUUGCACUGCAUUCUGGGAUGACGUCUGUGAGGACUCCCCCUUAGUGAUGCAGCUAGCACUACGCCGAUCCACUUCAUUCAAUACCACAGCAGUAACAUGUGCUACCAUUAGCUGAGCAGUAGGCAAAACAGCAAGCUGGCUGGCAAUCACUUCCCAACUCGAACCCAAAGAAUGUAGCAUCAUGAAGGAAUACACAGCCUCUGGAAAGGUGAUUCCACGCUGUUGCAACUCAUGCCUGAGAUUCUGCAUUUCCAUGAGGUGAGCACGGACAUCUGCUCCUUCAGCAAGUGCCAUAUCAUGCAACUUGGCAUAAAAGAACAAAGAGGCUCCUACCUCCAUUCUUAAAUGUGAAUCUUUAAGACUGUCCCACAUCUGUUUGGCUGAGGCCUUGUCGCGCAAAAGACAUAGCUCUUCAGGGGACACAAUAAGCGUCAGAGUUCCCCUUGCUUUGGAAUCCUUAGCCUCCCACUCUGGGGUCAUCGGAGCUGGGGGGGGCAUCUGUUAUCACAUUAAACAGACCCUCUUUGCGUAGCAGGGCUUCUGCAUACUGCACCCAUUCCUGGUAGUUCCCCUUUGAGAGCUUCGGUACACCCAUUGCGGUUUGAAGGGCUUCCAUUACUUUAGCAUUAGCCAUUUUGUGUCUAUAAAGCAGACUGAGUCUGUUUACAAGGAGCUGCGUUUCAAAAAAAGCACACUGCAUGAGACUUUUGCUGCUUCUGACCUUUUGCCACUGGCCGAUCAGUGCUUUUGGCUAGAUGUUAAAAGUCCACCCUUAUUGCCACGUAAUUAGGGACUGGCUGGCUUCCCGGGGCAACGAGCACAUACCUCUCAUCAGUCUUCUUGACACGCAGGGAAGAUAAGCUGCAUUCCGGUCUGGCGCCCAUAACCAAAAAUGUUGGAAGUUCCAUACGACCGAGCUGAAAUGGCUUUCCUCCUCGUCGUAUCUUCGGAAUCCAUCUAGGCUCUCCUCCGACGAUGAUUAAUGACCUAAGCCUUUGAUGAGGCUUCAGGCACGCUCCUCCAUUACGCAGAGUAUCCAAACAGCAGAAGAGACAGAAAUAUGUACUACAUUGCUAUGCUUAUUUCUAACUACGCAGGAGAGAAAAGAAUAUACAUCUGCUCUCUGUGAGAGUCAGAGAAACAACAGGAACAAAGAAACAGGAAACCAGUUACAUCAACAUCCGUCUCCUGUGAGACUUCCAGCAGUCUGGAAUGUCUGGAAUGUCAAAAGAGUCUUGUGACUCCAAAAACUGCACAGUGGCAUAACAGAAAUCUAACAGUUUAUAGAUUGAUGUGCAUUGCUGUCUAACAACAUGCUUUGUGUAUGAGUGUCCUUUUUUUCUAGGACUCUGGCCCCGUGAUUUGGCUGGCAUACAGGCACCUGUUUCCGAGCACAAUUCAAAGUGCUGGUGUUGACCUUUAAAGCCCUAAACGGCCUCGGCCCAGUAUACCUGAAGGAGCGUCUCCACCCCCAUCGUUCUGCCCGGACGCUGAGGUCCAGCACCGAGGGCCUUCUGGCGGUUCCCUCAUUGCGAGAAGCAAAGCUGCAGGGAACCAGGCAGAGGGCCUUCUCGGUAGUGGUGCCCGCCCUGUGGAACGCCCUCCCAUCAGAUGUCAAAGCGAUAAACAACUACCUGAUAUUCAGAAGACAUCUUAAGGCAGCCCUGCUAAGGGAAGUUUUUAAUGUGUGAUAUUUUAGUGUUUUUUUGUUUCUAUGGAAGCCGCCCAGAGUGGCUGGGGAAACCCAGCCAGAUGGGCGGGGUACAAAUAAUAAAUUAUUAUAUUAUUAUUAUUUAAGGGUUGAGGUGCUACUCAGUCUGGAGAGACAGGAUGACUCCUCCCCUCUGGAGAGGAUGUUGCAAGUUGAAGGCCCUGCCUGUCUCCAGUAGGGGGAGUCAUAAACUGAAAUUCAUGGUAAGAAAAAAAUCCGUUUUUCACACUCACUCUAUCACACUUCAAAGGGAAGCAUUUGCAUUUUCCCAGUUAUCAGGAAUGGCAGACGCAGUCCAUUGUCUAGUUGAAGUUCCAUUCCACUAUGAGUAGGAUGGGCAUUGUGAUACUGAUAGCUCUCUGUCUGGCUCUCAGUAGGAACAGGAAUAACUGGGGAUGGCUCCUGUAAGGGAUUCCUAUGGAUAUGAUGGUACAUCUCAGGGAUUAUGGCUGACCAUCCCAGUGAUGUCUCCCUACCACUUCCCUUUGUCCUUCCACAAGCUCCAAAAUCCCAUUGGAACCAAGACAGUUGAUUUUUAAUGAAUUUCUAAAGUAUCUCCAUAGGAUAACAUUAGAGCAAUAUCAGACAAUAUUGUACACUAGGCAUCUUCCCUACUUCCUUUUUUGACCCAGCAGGGGUCCUGAGCUUAGUUUGCAGAAUGGCGCUGAGUUCUUUUGCAGAUGCAAUGCUUGCUUUUGCCUGCCAAUAGCGCUCCCUCAACACCAGAGGUCACUGUUUCAUAAUAUACCGUAACUUUCUCAUUUAUUGGAUAGCUGUCAGAUGCUAAGUCUCUGAUUGGACAGUUGAAAUUUAAAGGUUCAAGCUGUCAGAUUGGUUUCUGGCUGAAUACAGGCUUUGUUUUUUUCAGGCGGGAAAACAGAGUUUGGUGUACGUGUGUUUAAUACUGUGCUGCAGAGCCUUUUCUCUUUGUUGUCAGUGAAGGAUAUGCUGCAAGGAUCAAGGAGCAUACGGGACCAGGGCACCCUCCCACCGCAUUUCCUUAUAACUCAAUAAAUGGCACUGCUGUAGAAUAUUGUUACAUGCCACUCCAAUCUCCAAGUGGUGAGAGAUUCCAGGGGUUCCAGGUGCUUACUGAGGGUUUGGUUUCCUUGGAAUGAAGUUCAGUGGAGACUGUGGUGUCUUUUGGAUAUACGCUUUCAUUUACACAAAUAUACAACCUGAGCACAGGACAGAGCAACUCACAGCAUUAACACUCCAAAUGAUCUUGCUUCUCCAUUAGUCACUGUCUUGGAUCCUGCACAAAUCAAGCAAGUCUCCAUCUCUUAGCCUGCUUUCUGCCCAGUUCACACCACACCACACCACACCAGACCAGCUCUUGUUCUAGGUGAGGGCAGUGGCAUAGCGUGGGGGGUGCAGGGGGGGCCGGCCGCACCGGGCGCAACAUCUGGGGGGGGCGCUCGCACUCGCAGCUCUCUGCCCCUACCUGGCUCACUCACUCUCUCUCACUGCAGUGCUGGCUGUGCGAAUCCGAUCCGAGCCGCUGGGUCGCCGCCCACUGUGGAGGGGGUGGGUGCCAGGCGUGCGGUGCGGAGAGAGAGUGAGGGACUAUCUGGGGGAGGGACAGUGCAGCGGUUGCCCAGCACAGUGCUGAGCGCGGGAGAGAACCACACCAGAGCAGCCCAGGCAGCAGCAAGAAGAAGCUGGCAGCGGCGGCAGGUUAGGGGUUAGGGGGCGCAAAUUACUUGCCUUGCCCCGGGUUAGGGGGCGCAAAUUACUUGCCUUGCCCCGGGUGCUGACAACCCACGCUACGCUGCUGGGUGAGGGGGUGGAAGAAAGCCCCCUACAUCAGCCUGGAAGGCCCCAUCUCUUAGUCAUAGCUAUUGCAGCCCAGCUCAUUCUUUUGGGAUGCUGAUCAUGGGGCUUAACUAUUCAGCCACAGCUAUCGCCUGGUUUGGUCAGCUUGUUCUCAUACCUUCUACCCACCUCUGAUACAGGAACCCAAGAACUAGAAGGGACUUGGUGCAUCAUGCAUACUGACCCUUCCCUCAUCCUACAUCACUAUGGUACCAACAUCACCUCCUCACUUUCCUGUUUCCUAGAUCGCCCGAGAGCUGCACCAGUUUACAUUCAACCUCCUAGUCAGGUCCCACAUGGUCAGCGUGGAUUACCCAGAAAUGAUGGCGGAGAUCAUCUCGGUGCAAGUCCCCAAGAUCCUCUCUGGUCAGGUGAAGUCCAUUUACUUCCACACGCAGUGAUGGAGAGAGGGAGACACAGCAAGGGAGGAGCCCUUUGCGGCUGAGGCCCCGGAAGCCACCGACCUUGUCCAGCCUUCACCUGCCUGUUAUUUCUGCACUGCAGUGCCUUGAAAUGCUGUGUAAGCUACAAAGAUACACAGUAAUAAUGAAAACAGAACUAACCUGCUGGGAUUCCUUUCAGUUUUGAUGAUUCCCCACCCAUGAAUUCCCCUUUCAAGUGGGAGUUUUAUUUGGCCUGUUUCAAAAUGGCCCAGCAUAUGUGUGUGUCUGUGUGUGCAACCCCCCAACUUCUCUUUCCUGCUCUUAUAUUUUUUUAAUCUGGUAUUGUGGCGUGGUGCCAGGCGGCACUUGUUUACAUUCUUGGGCUUCUGCAUUUCCCACAGUGGCUUCUGUGGCCCUGUGCCAUGACAGGAAGUCUGACAAGACACACACACACGCACAUUGUGUUUUGGGUGUUCCCUUCAUUGCUGCUUUAUUCUCUCUUUUUAAACAAAACCAGAAUCCAAGAUGACAAGCAGGUUAUUCAAAUCAAAUCCUGGGAGUGGGGGAAGAACUUCAUUUUUGAGAAGCGGGUGAUUUUAUUUUUAUUUUUAAACAGUUUUUUAAUCAACUCUUAUCUUGUGUGUGUGAUGUGCUUUCCCCCCAUUGCGUUGCUAGCCUCAUUCUUAAGAUGCAGGAGGAUUUUCAUAGUAUAUCUGAGGACAGGAAGGGAGAACUGUCGACCAUGGACUCAAAAUCAUAUGGAGGAGAGAAUGUAGUGGAAUCAUACAAUUGCAAAAAGAAAAAAAAAGGUGGGUGGGUGCCAUCACACGGACUCAGAUUUGACAGGGCCACAUUUCUACAUGUGAACCAGUUUCAGUACCUCAGUCUCAGUCCGGCUAUGCAAGAUCUCUAGAGAGAGCAUUCCAGUCCCUGUUGAUACAAGAAUUAGAGACCAAAGGUGUAUAUUUUUGAUGUUAAUAAUGUUUCAAUGUUUCACUUUAAUUGCAUUUAACCUUUUAGAAUGCAUUAGGCUUGAUUUUUGUGUGCCUGCCGUUUGUAACCCUCAUGCCAACCCUCCUACACUGUGCACACCACUUCCUGCCUUAUCUGAACUUAGCGAGGCAAAUGUUUUGCCCAAAGAGGUAUGUGUUAAACAGCUAUCCAUGAAGCUAUCUAAAACUCAGGAAGAGGAGAUGGGAGAGGAAUGUAUGAUGCCCUUCCCUUCUCACUGAAGGUCUGAUUGCCUAGACAACUAUCCGAUAAGUUAUAAGUUGAGACAAAAUGUUUUGGGACACCCCAAGGUGGUUGAUGCCAGUGUGGAGUCAUGUAGCUUUGUAUCCCGUGACCUGUAACCUUUCUUGAUGUAUGUUUAGAUGUUUUAUGAUUCUUGGUUUGCUGUGUUUCAACUACUAUAUACCGUAUUUUUCACUCCAUAGGGCGCACCGGACCAUAGGGCGCACCUACUUUUGGGAGGCGGAAAACAAGAAAAACUUAUUCUGAACCCCAGAAGCCAGAACAGCAAGCGGGAUCUGGCUUCUGGGAUACCAUGUGGCUGUUCUGGCUUCUGGGAUAACCGUGCCAAGCCUCUUCAGGGCAGCGGGAUGAAGGCUCCCCCUGCCCGAAGAGGCUGCGCAGGGCUAAAGCAGAAGCCAGGACAGGCGCGUCGCUGAAGGGCGCAGCGCCUCUCUCUCUGCGCAGAGAGGAGAAGGCGCAGCGCCCUUCAGUGAAGCUGGAGAAGGAACAGAAGGAGACCCUUCUGUUCCUCCUCCGGCUUCGCUGGAAAGGCGCGUCACUGCGAAGCGGGAGAAGGAGCAGAAGGAGACCCUUCUGCUCCUCCUCCGGCUUCGCAUGA
Molecule: messenger RNA, 15309 nt
Organism: Podarcis lilfordi (Lilford's wall lizard)
Lineage: Eukaryota; Metazoa; Chordata; Lepidosauria; Squamata; Lacertidae
Source: the annotation of a GenBank genome assembly